AUGGGCAAUCCUACCAGCAUCACAGAUCAUUUUGCCCAGGAACAAAUUGAAAACAACUGGAGCAAAGUAGCUCAGACCCAGCGACUGUGGCGAAGGACAGGGCUGAAGCCCCCCACCCCAGUGGCCCUCGGGCUGCUGCUGGCCCUGGCCCUGCUGGCCCUUGCCCGCCUGCCCCCGUCACUGGACCGCUCCCCCCACCUGCCACCAACAUCGUCACCCUCAGGCCCCCAGCGGAAGGCGGCUGCCCCCCUACCUGGGGGACAAGCCCGCAGCAAAAGCUCCCCCAUGGACCCUGCUCACCCAUGGCAGGACCAGCCCCCAAGACGGGGCAGGAGGCAGCGGCGACGGAGGGCAGUGGGGGAUGCUCCCCCGUGGCUCUCCAAUGAUGACCUCCAGAAGAUGCGACUGCUAGCUGAUGGGCGGGUGGUCUCCAAAACUCGUGUCCCAGCCCAUGGGCAAGUCCUGCGAGUGGGGCUGCAGGCCAUGGGGGAUGCCAGGGUGGACACCUCACCAGCCAGCCUGGAGGGAGACUGCUGGGAUGGGCGCUGUGGGCUCAUCAAGCGCCCUGGGGACCUCUACGAGGUGGCCCGGCGUUUCACCAGCCGCCUCUUGCCCUACAGUUACACCAAUGGCUCCCUGCGACCCAUCAUCUGGUGGGCACCUGAUCUCCAGCACCUGAAGGACACCAACAAUGACCAGAACUCCUGUGCCCUGGGGUGGCUGCAGUACCAGGAGAUGCUGCGGCCCCAUGGACUGAUGUCAGCAGCCGGGGAUGGUCCCUGCUCCAGCAUCCCGCGUGAAGAGUGGAGCCGCCUGGCUCUCUUCGACUUUCUCCUCCAGGUUCACGAUCGCCUGGACCGCUACUGCUGUGGGUUUCAGCCUGAUCCCUCUGAGCCCUGCGUGGAGGAGAUGCUCCAUGAGAAGUGCCGAAACCCGGCAGAGCUGGUCCUGGUCCACAUCCUGGUCCGGAGGAGUGCGCCAUCUCGCCUGGUGUUCAUCGACAACGCGGGCAGACCACAGCACCCCGAGGAGAAGCUCAACUUCAGACUCCUGCAAGGCAUAGACAGCUUCCCAGCAGCAGCAGUGGCCAGGCUGCAGUCGGGCCAGUUGCAGAGCCUGCUGCUGGAGUCGCUGCGCAUGGAUCGGGAGCUCUGGGAGAGCCAGGGCGGCUCCGAGGGCCUGAGACCCCUGCUUCAGACCAUCGACAGGCGGGCACGCGUCCUGCUGCGGCACAUCCAGGAGCACAACCUGACGGUGUUCGAGGACUCACUUGGCUGA
Molecule: messenger RNA, 1278 nt
Organism: Tauraco erythrolophus (red-crested turaco)
Lineage: Eukaryota; Metazoa; Chordata; Aves; Musophagiformes; Musophagidae
Source: RefSeq, a predicted model, not a curated record